Stegostoma tigrinum is the source of this 4026-nucleotide messenger RNA. RefSeq names its product sodium-dependent lysophosphatidylcholine symporter 1-like. NCBI's taxonomy places the organism in Eukaryota, Metazoa, Chordata, Chondrichthyes, Orectolobiformes, Stegostomatidae. The coding region runs from base 456 to 2021 and encodes 521 amino acids. The record is from RefSeq and is a predicted model, not a curated record. The transcript has 14 exons. Gene Ontology annotation, cellular component: membrane. Gene Ontology annotation, biological process: carbohydrate transport. Gene Ontology annotation, molecular function: symporter activity.
AUUCACACGAAAACAGUAGAAAGCAAGUUCCACCGUAUCAUUCUCUCUCUCUCUCUCUCAGCCCUCCCCUUAAGUUUGCGUAUUCAAUUAAACACAUUGAAGCUGUUUAAAAAAAAAGGACGUAGUAGACUUGACGGGAACCCGGAAAAUUGCACCUGAAAUUGUUACCUACUCGCAGAGAGUGUGCAGCAAACAGCGCCUCAACUUCAACCUUGUGGAGGGCAAGAGAAAGUCCCGGACUGGAAUCCAGGAGCCUGGCCGAUCCAAACCACGAACUGGAUCGGGCUCGCCAGCCGCAGGAUGGAUAGGAGCCUGUUGCUGUCGGCGGCUCGGUGACGCUGCUCCGGCCACCGCUCGAUCACAAUCCCCGGGGGUGUGACGAGGCGACAGCUCCGUCUGAAGCUGCUGCUUUCUGUGAGAGGGACCCGAGUGAGUCCUACCAAGCUGCCCGCCCGAUGGGAUCUGAAGAGGGGAGCCUGGGUGAGAAGUUACUGGAAGAGGAGGAGACUGAACCCCAGCCCGGGGGCUCCGUGCGGGUCUUACAGAAGAGAAAUGGACGAGCACUGCCAUUCUAUCGGAAGAUCUGCUUUGCUGUUGGAGGUGCACCGUAUCAAAUGACAGGAAAUGCUAUUGGUUUCUUCCUCCAGAUAUUCCUGCUGGAUGUUGUUCAGAUGGAGGCUUUCUAUGCAUCUCUCAUUUUGUUCAUUGGCCGGGUUUGGGAUGCUUUCACUGAUCCCAUUGUUGGAUUCCUCGUCAGUAAAAGCAAAAGGACAAGAUUUGGAAAGUUGCUUCCUUGGAUAUUAUUUUCCAUGCCAUUUGGAGUUGCUUCUUAUUUCCUGUUGUGGUUCAGUCCUUCUUACACAAUGUCCUGGAAAUAUAGUUUCUUCUGGUAUCUUAUGACCUACUGUGCAUUUCAUACCUGCAUGAGUUGUUUCCACGUGCCAUAUUCUGCUCUAACCAUGUUUCUUGGCGGUGGACAGCGUGACAGGGAUUCAGCAACUGCAUACAGGAUGGGAGUGGAGGUUAUAGCAACACUGGCUGGAGCUGCUAUUCAAGGUCAGAUUGUGGGAGCAUAUCACAUACAAACUGCUGAAACGUGCCGCAUGAUGCAGAAUGGAACAGAACUCAACAGCACCUCCCCUUUGGUAAACAGCCUCAAUAACACGAAAUGGGCUUACAUGCUGGCAGCUAUGGUGAUUGGGAGCCUUUACUUUCUCUGUUCGUUGAUUCUAUUACUUGGAGUAAAGGAGCACACAGGAUGUUUUGCUCCAAAAGAUCACUUCCAUAUGUCAUAUGUAACAGGCCUGAAGCUGGUAAUGAGCCACAAGCCAUACCUAAGCCUGACAUUUGGCUUUUUAUUUAUCUCAUUAGCUUUUCAGCUUGUCCAGAAUAACUUUGCUCUGUUUUGUACCCACGCUGCUGGUUUGGGAAAUCACUUCCAGCACAUCAUCUUUGUGAUUCUGGUCUCUGCAACUGUCAUGGUGCCAUUCUGGCAGUGGGUCUUGGUAAAAUUUGGAAAGAAAAUAGCACUGUUUGUUGGACUUAUUUGGUACAUUCCACCUUUGAUCAUCAUCGCUACAGUUAAUGGUAAUCUGCCAGUUAUUAUUGUCAUGGCCAUCGCUGCUGGUGUUAGUCUUGCCGUUGCUUUCCUGUUACCAUGGUCAAUGCUCCCAGAUGUGGUGGAUGAUUUCAGAGCAAAGAACCCUCAUUGUGUAGACCUUGAACCAUUGUUCUACUCGUUCUAUGUGUUUUUCACUAAAUUUGCUGCUGGAGCUUCCCUUGGAUUUUCAACUUUAUGUUUGCAUUUUUCAGGUUACAGACCAGGUUCUUGUGAAUACAUUUCUGCUGUGGCAAGGACGCUGAAGGUGUUGAUAGCUCCAGUUCCAAUAACCCUGUUGCUGAUUGGUUUAAUAAUAUUUUACUCUUACCCAAUAAAUGAGGCACGAAGAAAAGAAUUAAAGAUGGAGCUUGAAGGAGUUGUGAAAAGCUGGGAAGUGGAACUGGAAGAGAAUACACUUUAAAAACAACCCUGCCCAUUGUAAGAACUGAGAUCUUUGCAGAUUCUGCCUUCAGUUGGAUUGAGAUGCAGAAUUCUUGGAAUGCAGAUGUAUGAGCUAGUGGUCACCAAAGUAUGCCUCCUUGUGUAUAUUAUUAAAUGUGGCUCAUGGUGGAGCUGUCAUAUAGAGACGGGUCUAAAAUGCAAACAGAAGGAGACAGCAACAAAUCAAACAUCUCUUUACCUAACAGGGCUGCACCACAACCCAAAACUGAAAUAAAGGGAGUUUAUGUCGUUAAUUUUUUUUACUUUAAAAUAACAUUGUCCAGUUUGUAUCAAACGACACACUAUUUCAGUCCUCUGCAGGAUGACUUCCUGAGAAGAGUUGAGCAAUCUCUAGUGUUUUAAGUAGAGGGGUACAGGCUGUGAGAAUGACCUACCAACUUCUCCCUUGAUCUUUGCUAUUCUUUAAGUCCCAAUUAAAGCCACCAUGAAAGUAAACAGAAGAUAGAAUGGAAUCUUAAACUUUGGUAGUCACAUGCAAUAAAAAGGAGUUGAAUUUAUUCAAUCAUAGUUGAUUGGUUGGCCAAGUGAUAAAUGGGUGAAAUUACAGGAUACUGUUUGAAAGAAUGAUGUGUAUAAAGUUUGAAUGGUCUGUUUUCAGCUCUUGUAAACCAAUUGAUAAACACGUUGAUUAUUUUCAGUUUAGUUCCUCUCAUCACCUCUUCUAUACUGACCAGCAUAGGGAAAGAUUUUUUGUAUGUUUUGGAGCAAACCUCUACAUAAUAAAUACAUUUGUUAAAAGGAGUUCACUUAUUAAAUGCUGCCACAAACAAAUCUUAACAUAGGAAUCAAGCAUUGUGGGAGAGGUAUACUCAAUUUAAUCCUGUAAUCAUAGCCUAAUCCUUAAACACCUCCCCCCAACCUUUGUCUUUUAGUUUUUGCACUGAACCAUUAUCUGAAAUAAUAGUAGCACAUUAUAGCUAAAUCAUUACACAACCAAGACUCUUGAGAUUGAGCAAUUUAUCUUUGAAAAUUAAACGAAAAUAAUGCCCUUGAGACAAAUACUGAUUAUUCCUCUGUAAACAAGGAGAACACAGCUGAGCUUCAGCCUGUGAACCAAACUAACGUUUACAAUAAAAUACAUCAGUUAUAGGAACUAAGUCAUCUGCUAUGAGAUGUCUAAGAAUUGUAUUGAUACAUUAAAAAUCCUUUUAAAAAACUUGGGAGAUUAUUUGAAUUCUCACUUUCAGGAUGACUCAUUGUGCUUUUUAAAUCUGUACUGCAUAGUUAGUGGUGAUUUUGAAAAUAUGGUACUGUUGAAACUGUUUUGAAGCACUGAUGUAAUUAACAUUACAAGCAGUUUCUAGGGCAGGAAGCUAAACACAAUGACUUCCUCCUCCCAUUUAUGACUAACAUUUAAUGACUUGAAAAAAGAAAAAUUAAGCUGAGCGUUUAUAUUUGGAUACUGAAGGACCUUUAAGUGCUGUCCAAGAAUCAGUAGGAUUCAUCAGAGUUGGUGUGACAUAUAAGACUAAAAUUAAUGUGAUGUAACUCAUAAAACAUGUUUAUUAAUACUUGACUACAGCAAAUAAUUUGACUGAGUCACGAUCUAUAUUCAUGUUUAGUAAAAUUUUCCAUCUCUGUGGAAACUUGUCGACGUUGUCAUGAAGUCCAGUGAGCAAAAUUAUUUCAUACAGUAAAGGUAAUCUAUACCAGUGUUUGUAUCUAAUAACCAGUGUAGUUACCCAAAUGGAAGGAUGGAGGGAGAAAUUCAACAUCAUCUUAGAUGGGUGAAGCAACCAUUGGAGGCAUAUAGAAGGCUAACUGGAACAUUACAAAUUGUUUCAGAUUAUGCUCCCUGUAUGUUUCCAGUGAUUGUUUAUGUCUGUGUUGUAUAUAUUUAGAAGAUUAAAUUAUUGUAACUAUAUUUCUGAAAACAUGGUUUUUUUUAAAAUGAAUGUUCUCAAGUUUAUAUAUUUUAUAUUCUAAAUUUGUAGCCUGGGAUUUAACAUUUUUUUUUCUUUGCU